GCCCCUGUCGAAAGGUUUUUUGGUGGGCCCCUGGUGUCCCAGUCCAACACUGUCUACUUUUAAACAGGUCACCAGUUAAUAUUACUUGCCAACAGUGGGAGGUUGGGGGGUUGUUAAUUGGUAAUCGAAUUAUCUACCUUGCAAGGACCAAACAUCAAGGAGCCUCAGUCUUCCGGUUUCCCCUGAUUAGCUCCACAAAAAAACAUUGAUUUUCCAUGAUUACAACAAUAGAUGAAUGUUGAACAUGGGGAAUACAGUGUAUACAAUGUAUGGUUACCCUGCACUGUGUGUUUACUUCAGAAACAUGACUACAGUCUAUAUAAAUAAGCUGUUCUGCAGCCAUUCAAACUGCAACAAGGCACAGGUUCCAUAAAGGAUGGCUCUGUCCAGUACUAUGGGUUUAGUUCUUAGAAAAGAAGAGGAGCCAAAUGUCUUUCAGGAAUAUAGAAUGAAACCAUUUCUCGUGUACAUUUGCUGUAUAGAAAUAAAUAAAUGGUAGGUGCUGCAUGAACAGAUACAAGCGUUACAUGGAAAAAUAUUUUCCUAUAUCGUAUAUUUUCCUUGUGGAUUUAAUUAAAGGCGCCCAUUUUGCCUUAAAACUUUUCUGUGUAAAAAUGUGAACAAUAGCAAUCUCUCUCUUUGUUUUUCGGUAUUUUUUUAACACAAAUACCACAGAAAUGCACUUGGGCCCCCUGAAAUGUCCCUGUUGAUUUGCCCGGACCGCGUCAAAUAAAUAAAACGCACGGCUUUAUAAAUGUGCAGUUUAUAUGACAUUGUUUUUCACACGUUUUUUUUUUCUGUGGUUAAAAACACCCAUUCCGGAAAUUUCUUUAUUUGUUUUUCGGUAAAUAAACUAUUUCCCACUUUCAGCCCACGUGGUCCCUUAGCAAAGCAAGAGUUAAUCCGCCUGAACAAGGUAAAAGUGAGGGGGAUAUUCUUUGUGUAGACAGAACACUCCCAGAAUCCCAUGUCAGCCAGAGGCGACAAGCGUUGCUUAAUGUACAAGGAGCACAGGUUGGCUGAUAUCCCGGCACAUACACAGAUGCUGGAAGAAACGUCAUCGCUUUCCUGUCCUCCGACAUGAAGUAUCUCAUCGCGCCAACCCUUUAACACUCAGCCCCUCCUCCCGGAUUGCUGCAUAGAGGUUGUCUCAGGGUCCAACCGGCUCCGGGCAUUUCAUUCCUGCCUAUCUCCCUGCAAUGAGCCUCACCCCCAACACAUCGGAUUGUUCCUGAGCCGGGUGACCCCUCCUCUGACCUCCUGCCGCUGUAAAUCUGCUACAGGCUGCACCAUGGUGUCCUGGAUCAUCUCCCGGCUGGUAGUGUUGAUAUUUGGCACAUUAUAUCCAGCGUAUUCAUCAUACAAAGCAGUCAAGACAAAAAAUGUUAAAGAAUAUGUAAAAUGGAUGAUGUACUGGAUUGUGUUUGCCUUUUUCACAACGGCGGAAACUCUUACUGAUAUUAUCCUUUCCUGGUUUCCGUUCUAUUUUGAGUUGAAAAUUGCAUUUGUGAUUUGGCUUCUCUCACCUUACACAAAAGGCUCCAGUGUACUAUACAGGAAGUUUGUCCACCCAACAUUGUCCUGCAAAGAAAAGGAAAUUGAUGAAUAUAUCGCUCAGGCAAGGGACAAGAGCUAUGAAACCAUGAUGCGGGUUGGAAAAAGAGGUUUGAAUAUUGCUGCGAAUGCUGCCGUAACAGCUGCUACCAAGGGUCAAGGGGUCCUUUCUGAAAAGUUACGCAGCUUCAGCAUGCAGGACCUGACGUUGAUUCAGGAUGGUGAUGUUGCUCAUUUACAGAGUCCGGAGCCCCGCACCUGUAGUGCGUCCACUGGCUUGGUAGAAACCAUUGCAGAUCCAGUGCCAACAAUCUGUGCAGCUGGCGAGGAUCAGCACCAUGCUGUGAAGUCAGACGGAGAACAACCAGAUGUUAAACCUGAACAAUCAGAUGAAGAUGCCAUAGAGAAAGUACCAAAGCGUACAGCCAGUGUCAAAACUGUGAAAAAGGUGACAAAAGUGGAGGCACAGCCUAAGAACACAAAGGCACGGCCCAAGAAGAAAACUACAGGGUCUAGUGUUUCCGGGGAGUCAGCAUGAACAUUGUGUCUGUCUGUCCAGAAUUCACCUUCUGCUGGAGUCUCUUCCAAGGACCAGGUGUAACAGAACUGCUUUUAGGGUCACUCCAUACAUGGGAUGAUCAAUAUCUGCAAGAAAACUGCAUUUUGUUAAGUAUAAAUAUAUUUUACAAAGCCACAUUGAGAUUUAUAUCUCAUAUGCAAGUUGUGCUGGAAACCACUGACUGCGGUGGCUUGACAAGACCUCAAAAUUUUUUUGCUAUGAGAGCAAUUCUUUCUCUGAAGAACAAUCCACUUUUUGGAUCAAAUGUGCCCAGUCUCUCACUGAUCUGGUGCUACUUGGGCUACUAGGAUAUGUGAACCUGCCACGUGUCAAAUCAGAUGCUAGGACAGUCAAUAAGUUCAGUGAUGAAGGUUGUAUGGUGUAUAGUGACAGGCAUGCAUAUGCAAUUGUAUUCUGAGGGGAUUUCCAAUAUCUAUUUAAUAUAAAAAUAUACACAGAGUAGUUGCACAGAUAUGCACGUUCAGUUCCAGCCUGUAUUGUUUAGGGUACUGGUGAAUGCUAAUCUUGGUAAAAGGUUGGUCUUAGGGUCAUAUGUAGAUGGUGAUUUUUAAACAAAAACUUAAAGGGAAUAAAAUUGUGUAAGGUAAUGAUUUUCUCAUAGCACGGUACAAAUGGCAAAUGGACAGGCAGUAUUGCUUAGGGUAAUGGAGGUAUUAAUGCAUAUACAUUUGGUGCUCUUUCUGAUUGUAAUACUCCGCAGAACUGCGAGAAAAUUUAUUUUCCCUUGAUUCAGAGUAAACUGCACCUGCUAAUGAGAGCAUCAUUUUCAUUUAAUGUUUGACAGGUAGCAAACUAUGUGCCACAAACACACGCGGCUACAAUGGGUUCCGCUACUGCUCAUAUGUGUACUGUGUUUUGUCCACGCAGCUUAGGGUUCCAUGCCUGGCUGCAAAAUGGAGGUAAAUAUUGAAAUCACAUCCCUUUAGACGUGAUUAUUUCUUGUUGUAUCAGUAUCAGUGCGGGACUGACAUGUCAUUGAAUUUAGCUGUGCUCCUUUUUUAUUCUUUUAAAUUUGUGUUGCCCCCAAUGGCAGGCAUGUGCCAUGUUUUUCUAUAUAUAUUGGCAUUAACCUAUAGGAAAGUCACCUAUUUUUGCAUUGUCACACCCUUCUGGUAAAAAAAAAAAAAUAGCACUGGAUUGUAAUAGUUGUGGUAUUUCUGCCUGUUACUAGUGUGAAAAUGCUGUAAUUAGUAGAAGAUGCUGGCCAAGUGCUGCUUGGGGUUUUUAUGUAUUUUAUUAAAAACUUUACUGGAUUAGAGACAGCACUGUGGCUUAACAGGCCACCUUACUCAAGGUUUGGGGGUGCCUUGCUCAGGGACCCAGGAGUAUCUAGUUAAACUACUGAAUUGGACCUAUAGUAGCUUAGUAUACUUUUCAAUGCAGAUUUAUAGCAACGGGAAUACCAAGACUGGAAAAUGACUUGAGAUAGCUGAUGGAGCUGGGGAAAGUGAGGAGGUUUUACAUGCAGGACAGUGCAGGAGAACAGGCAAGCCUAUUUAAAUCAAUGUUAUCCAACCAGUGUGACACAACUUCUCUGUUAUUUGUUUGCACAGCUAAUUUUUCGAGCAGCUGGAAAACUCACGCAAGCUUUGUCUGCUUGUUUGUAGACCCAUUGUAAUAGUCAACUAAGUGGCUGAUGGAUCGCUCAUCACACGGUGGCUGGUUUUUCCAGUGUAAAAUAAACUGUCGGCUGAACAAAUAGAAUCUCAUUGGGAGAAAAAGGAUUUAUCUGCCCAGAGAAAGCGUUUGUUGGUGGUAUAACUCCAUGACUGACUGAAAGAGCAUCAUGUUAGAUAGCUUAAAGGGCUGUUCCACAUUGGUUAAUGGGGUUAGAGAUGUUGUACAGGUUUAGGAAAACACUGGAACUAGACUGGCAGGAGUGGAAGGUAGGGAUGUAACUAGAAAUUAGUGGGAAAUGCAGCAAAACAUUUAAGGUCCUUAAUACCUGGGGACUAUAACUUGUUUCACAAACUUAAAUUGAAAACAAACUCUCUUCUGUCCAAUAUAUAUAUGUCUUAUAUAUGUUAAGUCUAAUUGGGCAGAUUUGAAUGUUCAGCAUUUUGGGUCAGUUAUAGAAUAUUAUGGGGCUUGUUUAUACAUUUGUUAAGUAUACCCUUUGAAGGAAUAUGCUGUCCUUGCACUGUACCCAGAGGCUGAUACAGUAACUGGCCAGUGGGGUUUCCUACCCUGCUCAAUCUGUAUCUGAACAAACUCCAUGCAGAUAUGAAUUGGGGUGGGCAUCAUUCUGGCAACUGUAUGUCAAAUCUUUCAUAAGCAGCUGAAUAGUAGGAAUGCACUGAAUCCACUAUUUUAGGCCGAAUCCUGAAUCCUUUGCGAUUGAUUUGGCCUAAUACUGUACUGAAUACAAACCCUCAUUUGCAUGUUUAAAUCAGGGAAAUGGGGGGUGGGGGAAGAUAACAUGUGUGCAAAGCACAUUUUUGACUUUCCUAUUUGCGUGACAAAAAGUCAUGAUUUUUUGGGUUCGGAUUUGGUUCAGCCAGGCACUUGGAUUCAGCCGAAUCUAAAUCCUGCUUGAAAAGGCCGAAUCUUGGCCAAAUCCCAAACAAUUCCUGGAUUCGGUGCAUCCAUACUGAAGUCACAAGGCCAAAUCCCCUGAUACCUAUACAAGGUACUACAAAUGAAAUGGCACACAGGACUUAUGCAACACCUUAGGUGCGGACGGCGAUGCAAUGUUUUGGGGCGGACCCCUUUGUCAAGCACACGGAACAUACAUGUGGGUGUAUAUAAAUAGACAAAUAGUGAUUAGUUAAUUAAACCACCCACAUUUCAUUCUCCAACUCGUGAAAAGCAAAGGGUCACAUGGGAAGCAUCCCCAGUUGUAGUGCUUAAUUGAAUUAAAAGUCAAUAAAAAAUUCCUUCAAUGUAGAAAACAAGAUAUCAUUGAGAGCUCUUGAACACCACUCUAACCUGAUGAAACAUUUAGUAACUUAGGCAGUUGUCAUGUGACCUUUUUGUAGUGUGUUCAGCAGCAUGUGCAGGGUAGGUUCUAAUAAUACAUCUAAUAUAUCUACAACUGAAGUCUAGGGG
Xenopus laevis (African clawed frog) is the source of this 5182-nucleotide messenger RNA. It is a transcript of the gene reep2.L, whose product is annotated as receptor accessory protein 2 L homeolog. Gene Ontology annotation, cellular component: membrane; cytoplasmic microtubule; endoplasmic reticulum membrane. The record is from RefSeq and is a predicted model, not a curated record. Gene Ontology annotation, molecular function: taste receptor binding; microtubule binding. NCBI's taxonomy places the organism in Eukaryota, Metazoa, Chordata, Amphibia, Anura, Pipidae. The coding region runs from base 1292 to 2092 and encodes 266 amino acids. The transcript is spliced from 8 exons. Gene Ontology annotation, biological process: endoplasmic reticulum tubular network organization.